CACUGCGUUGCUGGGAUAACAGGUACCACCACCAUCACCACCUGUCACCAGUCUGUCGGGAAAACGGUUGUGCACAGGUAAACAUCGAACAAGUGGACGCAAAACAACCGCAAGUAGUUCGGUUGCGGGGACAAUGGACGGUUAAUCUGACACCCUGCUUUCGAUUUUUUUUUUGUACAACGGCGGAAGCGGAAAUUAAUACGUAAACCCCUUUGCGGUGCGCGUCGAUCGUACGGCCAUCCGGCGUCAUAAUUCACCGCUCGGCGUUUUAUUACUAUAUUUUCCGUUCUCUUAAACCACUCGGUUACCGAUAUUGUUCACGUCGCCAUCGUACGUGCCGCGAAACUAUCGACGUCCUUCCAAAGAUGGUAUGCGAGUCUUAGGGACCACGGGACUUCGCUGCACUUGCCGAACGGGGCAGUCUCGUCCGUUCAAACGGUGACGGGAACAUCGACCACGACGAUGAUCACGACGACGACCACUGACUCCACAAAGAGUAUUUUCAGCAAGACAAUGCAGCGACGCGACAUCCAUUGUAAACCGUAUUGAUUGUUUCGUUUCAACAGCGAUGUCAUGGAAUUUUGCAAAUAUCUGUUGCUCACCGUUUUCCUCUUUCAAAUGGUAUCAGUUGGAGCAAGACAAGUAUUUGACUUCCUCGGUUUCAUGUGGGGUUCAGUUUUAGCAAAUUUUUUUGAACUUUUAUUUAUUAUAUUUGGGAUUUUUGGUGUUAUACAGUCUGAUGUAUUAUAUUUAUUAUCGUAUUCUGCAUGGAGUGUUAUUUGGUGUAUUUGGAAUAUAUUUGUAGUCUUAUAUUAUUUGAAUUUGUCAAUUUUUAGCAAUAACUUUGAUGUGAUGAGCCUUGGUGCAGACAGUGUAAGUUGGUGGGAAUCUAAUGGUCCUGGUUGCCAAAUAUUCUUUUAUCCUAAUCAUACCGGUAUUGAAGAAGAUGCUAUCAAACCAAUCAGACCAGAUUUAAUUACUGGAUGUGUCAUUGAUUAUCAAAAAGUAGAAACUGCUCAAGCUUCUUUACAAAUACUUUUAGCAAUUUUUGGUAUUCUUUGCAGCUUGUAUGUAUCAUGUUGUUCAAAAUCUAGGGAUGAAGGAAUUUAUUACAAAAGUAAGCAACCAAAAACUAUUACACCAAUAUAUUCAAUUGAGUAUAGUUCACGUCGUGGGGAUGAAAUUGAAGAAAUUAGUACCAUCAGUGGUAGUGAAGACGGUGACUUAGAUGCUCAAAGUUCUCAUAGUAAACCUAUGACACCAAGACGUGUGAAACGAAGAAGUGUUACAUCUAGAGGUACUUUACCUCCUCCUCACCAAGCUCCACCGCCAUAUCUUAGACGACAAUCCAGCUCUCACAAUUCCAGUCGAAGACAUAAAAAUCCUGUUUCUAGACUUAUUCAACAACAAUAUUCAAAUAAUGGAUUAAAUGAUUCAUCAACAUCAAAUGAUUCGAGCCAUCCAUUAUUCCCAGAAUGUCGAGUAGAAUUAAGACAUGUUAAUAGAGGAAUUAUAAAUCCUGCUUUGGAUACAGAAUCUGAAAGACCUACAUCAGCACGUUCAACGUACUCUAAUUUUCAUGGAGCACGUGGGCGGCCCAGACAAGUGAGCACUCAUUCUACUUUUUUUGCUCCAUCUGAACAACCACCACCUGCCUAUCGCAGUAAUGCUUCUGUUAAUUCUGAAACUGUUAUAUAAUUAGUUACAAAUGUAAACAUUGUUGUUCAAAGUAGAUGAAAUCUUAAGAUCUCAUUUUUAUUUUAAAUAAUUUUAACAU
Molecule: messenger RNA, 1777 nt
Organism: Sipha flava (yellow sugarcane aphid)
Lineage: Eukaryota; Metazoa; Arthropoda; Insecta; Hemiptera; Aphididae
Gene: NKAIN
Product: sodium/potassium-transporting ATPase subunit beta-1-interacting protein
Exons: 8
Coding region: 574-1698 (374 amino acids)
Biological process (GO): regulation of sodium ion transport
Source: RefSeq, a predicted model, not a curated record